AUGGCUGGCUCAGACGAAGCAAAUAGUCAUCCAGCAGAGGGCAACACCAUAAUCAAUAUUACUGGUGCCGAACUGCAAGCCCUAAUCACCGCGGCAGUUUCUCAAGCGGUAGAGGCUAAGUUUAAAGAGCCGAGUGUUGUUCGGUCUCAAACUCUUUCGAAAACCCAUUCUCAGCCACAUACUCACAAGAAAAGUGAGUCCCUGCACUCGUCUAACCAGGGAGAAAAAGGGGCGAUAGAUUGUAUGAAGUGGUUAGAUGAGAUGGAAACGGUGAUAGAUAUUAGCGGUUGCGCUAAAGAAGAUGUGGUCAUGUGUGUCUCCCAAUCUCUUAAGGGCGAUGCCCUUACGUGGUGGAAAGCACUUAUACAGUCCACUGGGAAAGUGCAUUUGUAUAAUCUUUCAUGGGAGAAGUUUGUUGAUCUGGUUAAGGACACUUAUUGUCCUCAGCAUGUGGAGCGUAUAGAGACUGAUUUUCUCACCCUCGUGAUGAAGGAUCUAGACUGUAGAUCAUAUGUGACUAGUUUCAAUUCCAUGUCGAGGCUUGUACCGUAUCUAGUCACACCGGAGCCCAAGCGCAUUGCGCGUUUUAUUGGUGGUCUGGCUCCUGAAGUUAAGGGGAAUGUUAAGGCUUUAAAGCCAACCACCUAUAGAUCCGCUGUGGAUCUAUCAUUAUCCCUCACUUUGGAUAUUGUGAGGAGUAGGGCGAAGAAAACUUCUGAAGAAGGGAAGAGGAAGAGAGAGGAUGAUCAGUCCUCUCAUUCGAAAAAGAAAGGAAAGGGGAACUCUGGUUCCAAGAAAGGGCAAACUGGUGAUAAGCCCAGGUGUAAGACUUGCCACAAAAGGCAUUUUGGCAAGUGCAACCGGGACCCACAAGCUAAACCGUGUGGGAUCUGCAAGAAAAUGGGGCACAAGUCUGUCGAGUGCCGGAAUAUAAAGGAUGCAACCUAUGCUCUAAGCCGAAAGGAAAGAGUUAAACCGAUUAGGAUCAAUGCAAAGAGCAUUGAAUUGAAGAAUAGUCUGAAUGAAAGACUAUUAGCUGCACAAAAGGACGCUGUAUUGGAAGUUAAUCUUCCAAACGAAAAGUUAGGUGUAACUGUUGAACAGUUAACACCUGGAAAGGAUGGAAUUCUUAGAAUGAACGGUAGAAUUUGGGUUCCUAUUUAA
Molecule: messenger RNA, 1164 nt
Organism: Helianthus annuus (common sunflower)
Lineage: Eukaryota; Viridiplantae; Streptophyta; Magnoliopsida; Asterales; Asteraceae
Exons: 3
Coding region: 1-1164 (387 amino acids)
Source: RefSeq, a predicted model, not a curated record